Seriola dumerili (greater amberjack) is the source of this 4479-nucleotide messenger RNA. RefSeq names its product mitogen-activated protein kinase-binding protein 1-like (gene wdr62). Gene Ontology annotation, molecular function: protein binding. The record is from RefSeq and is a predicted model, not a curated record. NCBI's taxonomy places the organism in Eukaryota, Metazoa, Chordata, Actinopteri, Carangiformes, Carangidae. Bases 209 to 4207 code for a protein of 1332 amino acids. The transcript has 33 exons.
AGUUAGCAUUAAGCUAAGCUAGUCCUCCAUCAUUGAAACCAGCGGAGAGUAUUAAUAAACUGAGCCGCCUCUGGUUCUUAUGGUGGCUUUUACUGACCUUCAACGCGGUGUUUAAGCGGUUAUCAUCCCGGGUGUUCCCGGCUUGGUUUGUAAGCGUGCCGGUUUGUCUUUGUGGAGAACUUCAUUAGAGGUGAAGUGAGGCGGCGUCAUGGCAGAGGGAGCGGACUGCGGCUCAGUCAACGCCGCGAAGAGGAAACAACUAGCGGGGAGGAAGAGCCGGCAGAGCCAGCAGAAGAAGACCUCCAGCAGCCGGGUGAGCUUGGAAAAAGUUCUGGGUAUCACCACGGCCAGCAGCAGUGGUUUGACCUGUGACCCCAACUCUGGGCUCAUCGCCUACCCUGCAGGGUGUGUCAUUGUGCUGCUUCACCCGAAGAGGAACAAACAGAGCCACAUCAUCAACUCGUCCAGAAAACCCUUCAGUGCUCUGGCUUUCUCCCAUGAUGGAAAAUACCUGGUCACUGGUGAGGUAAGACAUCUCCCGUGUUUGUCGUGCUGGGAUGUUUCUAGUUCUCAUAAAUACGGAGUUUCCUGUGUGGCGUUCUCCACCAACAGCUGUUACAUCGUCUCCGUGGGAUACCAACAUGACAUGACUGUCAGUGUGUGGGACUGGAGGAAAGGUUCGAUCAUCGCUUCCAACAAGGUGUCCAGCAGAGUUUUCGCUGUCUCCUUCUCUCAGGACAACAGCUACUUUGUCACCGCAGGAAACAGACACGUCAAGUUCUGGUACCUGGACGCAUCCAAAGAACGACGGGUGAACAGUACGGUGCCUCUGAUUGGUCGGUCAGGGUUGCUAGGCGACCAUAAAAACAGCGUGUUCAGUGGGGUGACAUGUGGCCGUGGCCUCAUGGCGUCAAGCACCUAUUGCAUCACCAGCUCUGGCCUGCUGUGUCUUUUCAACAGCAGCCGACAGUUGGAGGCCUGGGUCAACCUCAAGACAUCGUCGGCCAGUUGUCUGGCCGUGAGUGAGGACUUUAUCUUCUGUGGUUGUGCUGACGGUCUCAUCAGAGUGUUCAGUCCAUCCAACCUGCAGUACAUCACCACCCUGCACCGACCUCACCGGCUGGGCGUCGACCUCACUCAGAGUGCACAGCACGGCCUGUUACCUGCCAAUCCAGGUGCUCAGUACCCUGACACACUGGCUCUGACCUUUGACCCCACUGCCAAACACCUGACCUGCGUGUACAACGACCACAGUCUGUAUGUGUGGGAUGUUAAAGACGUGAGGAACGUGGGGAAACUGUACUCGGCCCUGUACCACAGCAGCUGUGUGUGGAGCGCAGAGGUGUAUCCAGAGCUGUCAGACGUGUCUCAGGCCUGUCUGCCUCCAUCCUCCUUCCUCACCUGCUCGUCUGAUAACACCAUCAGACUGUGGCACACUGACCCCCCCACCAUACACAGGAACCUCUACAGCAACGACCUGCUGAAGAUUUUGUAUGUUGGGGAGAACACACAGCACCUGCUGGCAGAGGGGGAGAGGGGGGAGGCAGCAGGGGCUGAUGGGAAGGCUGGGAUCAGAGUGCUAGGUAUCAGCCCUGAUGGACAACACCUGGCAGCUGGAGACCGCUGCGGAAACCUGCGGAUCUUUGGUCUGGAGUUUCUGGAUGAGUUGGUGAAGAUAGAGGCGCAUGACUCUGAGGUGUUGUGUCUGGAGUUCUCACCCACAUCCACAGGUGUGAAGCUGUUGGCGUCGGCCAGUAGGGAUCGACUAAUCCACAUCUUCAACCUGGAGAAGAACUACAGUCUGGAACAGACUCUGAACGACCACUCGGCCUCCAUCACUGCUGUCAAGUUCGCAGGUGAGAGUCCAGAGGUUCGAAUGGUGAGCUGUGGAGCUGACAAGAGCAUCUACUUCCAGACAGCUGAGCAGACAGAGGAGGGUCUGUCAUUCUCCAGGAGCCACCACUUGGUAGAGAAGACAACGCUGUACGACAUGGACCUGGACUCCUCAAGGACACACGUCGCCAUCGCCUGUCAGGACCGAAACGUCAGGGUUUACAACGUGGAAACUGGGAAGCUGAAGAAGUGUUUGAAAGGCUCCUCCAGUGAUGAAGGAGCUCUGCUCAAGGUUCAGAUGGAUGUGUCUGGGAGUUUCUUUGCCACUAGCUGCUCUGAUAAAAACAUCAGCAUCUUCGAUUACGAGUCAGGAGAGUGUGUCGCCACCCUCUUUGGACAUUCAGAGAUCGUCACCUGUAUGAGGUUCAGCCAGGACUGCAGACACCUCAUCACUGCCUCAGGAGACAGUUGCGUGUUAGUGUGGAUGCUAGACUCUCAGAUGACAGCCACUAUGAGGAAGAGGCGGGGUCUCAGACUGAAAGGUGCACCUGAAACCUGCAGCCGCAAACAGCUGGACAUCAGGAGGGAGACCUUCAUCACUGUUCCCUCCUCUCAGAUGGAGGAGGAGGAGGAGGAGGAGGAGGGAGAGGCGGGCCUCGGUACUCCAGCCAGACUGCAGUCUGCUCACGAGGCUCAGCUGCUUCAGACCAAUGGAAAACUUCCUAUGUGGUUCAGAAAACUGCAGGGUGAGGGUGGAGCCUCGUCGAUCGUUCAAUCAGAUACUGAGCCUCGUCAGGUACGGAGUCGGUGGACGGAGCAGCUGAACCCUCUGACUAUCUGCUCCAACUUCUCCCCAAGUCCCACCAAGGAAGAAGAAGAAGAGCAGAGGGACGAGGAGGAGGACGAAGACUUCCACCCUCAGAGUCUGGAGAGUAUGCUGGGGGAGGGAGAGGAAAAGGAGGUGCUGCAGACUGCAGGUGAGGACAGGAGCAGCUACAUCCUCUACCCCAAUACAACCACUGACAGGGAGUUUGAUGUUGAAGCUGUGACUGACCCUCGGCGGUCUCUGACCCAGCUGGAGGUCAGAGGUCAGGGGGCGGAGCCAGUGUGGAGUACUCAGCUGAGUCCAGACUCUGCCUGCUCUGAGGGGUCUGCAGGAAGUCAGGAACAGCAGCAUGAUGCUGACACAGACUCUCUGAGUCAGGGCAGCUCUGUGGGCUCUUUGGGUCUGGAGGACGACGAGGACAGAAACUCUCUGAAGAACCACUUUGAUACUCUGGCCUCCAGUCUGAACGAAGAGAGGUUUGACACUGACCUGAGGACUCUGCAGCCUCCGGAGGAAAAACACUUCCUGAACCCUCGACUUAGCAUCUCCACCCGCUUCCUAUCCCGCUUCCAGGACAGAAUCAGGGUGUGGCCAAGUCGAACUCCAGCCCCCGUAUCCAUCCCGACCAGGAUCUCAGAGGAGAAUGACAUCAGCAACACAUCGAUGAACUUGGAGUCGAGCAGCAACGUGAGAUCAGCAGAGUCGACUCAGAAAGAAAGCAGCAGCGGCGGUGGUGGUGGUGACGUCAGCUCCAGGGCACUGACAGCCCACAACAGCAGCGUGAUGUCUGCAGUCCAGCAAGGGCCGCUGCGGCUCGGAUACCUGGGAACCACAGCCAGCUCCAGGGCCAAAGUGAGCCAGGACCCCUCCACCUCCGUGGAGGACGACAAGGAAAAUCUGUCGUCCUCUUCAGAACCCCAGCCUCCUGCCCCCCUGCUGGCUGAAUCUGACCCCCUUCAGGAACAGACCAGCAGUGUCGCUCUAUCGUAUCAGAGCUCUCAGCUCUGUGUACCUGCAGCGAGCCCUCAGGUGUUGACCACACCCACUGAGGCGAUGUCACCGGGUCGAGUUGGGAGGUUGCGCACCAGCAGCGUCGAGGAGACGCCAACCAAUCAAAACCAAACGCUAACCACCUCGGCCUCGGACAUCACCACCUGCUCCACCUCCAGGCAGGCGGACAGUCCAGGACAGACCAAGACUAGAAUGCAAACUGAUACAGGAGCAGGUGAUGAUGAUGACGAGUCUCUCAGUCUGCAGCAGUGUCAGCAGGUCGCCAACGAGCUGAGACAGACGGCGAGACGAGCCAUACACCUGUACCAACAGCUCGGUGCAUCGCCCAGCGCUGCAGAGCGGCGUCUUCAGAUGUUGUCCGUCCUGCAGGAGGCUGUUGAUUUUGUUCACACUGAGCUGCAGGUCGUCCUGCAGGGAGAUGGGCGGGGCAGCAGCAUCCCCUCUGCUGAACUGGGGGAUGACAGGACGAUGUCUCUGCUGGAGAAAUACUCGGAGCUGCUGGUUCAGAUGACCCAGAAAAAACUGAACCAAACCUGAUCCAAGACCAAGGAGUCUUGUGUAUGUGUAUGGAGGCUGAGAGAGGACAAAAUUCACAUCAUCAACGUAAACCUGAGUGACAGAGUGCUGCUGUUCAUUCAGCGUCAAUUAACAACUGAUUCAACAACUGACAGAUUUUAAAACAUCAGUAUUAAAUUUUAAAGCACCUUAUGUUUAUGUUUUAUGGCAGAGAACUGUUUUGAGUUUUAAAUCACUGUGUUUGUACAUAAACAGCAGCUUUAUAUGUUUCUUAAUAAAUGUUUAAUAUCUCA